CAGGAUUACGACGGAGUGAGCGGUCAGAGAGCGGUCCUCGUCCUUGCUAGCGUGAGUAUGAUCAGGAGGCUACUGGAGUCAUUAUUAUGUACACCAUACUCUUCCUACAAGUUGAGCAAGAUGGAGGACGCCGAACUGAAGAAGAACUUCAUUGAGAACUUCUGCGUGAAAGUGAAAGACGAGGAAGGACUCAUAACCUACGAGAUCAACACUGAAGUUAUUCACAAGGAUGAAGAUGGCAAGAUACAGGUCAUGUCCAUUGGACCUGUGAAUAAGGGCCCCAUCAAGUUGGUUCUCCUGCUGGGAGAGACAGGCGCCGGCAAGACCAGAGUCCUCAACACCAUGAUCAACCAUCUGUUAGGUGUCAACUUUGACGAUAAUUUUAGGUUUCAGUUGAAAGAUUAUGUUGAAAGUGAUGAUCUCCUCCAAGUGGAAAGCCAGACAGAAUAUAUCACUGCUUACAUUGUCUGCCAUCAACUUGGAAUGCCUAUUGAGUGUAAUUAUAUGUUGAUUGACACACCUGGGUUUGGUGACACCAGAAUGAACCACGAUAAAGUCCCAAUAGAGCGACUAACAAUUUUCCUGACAAAUGAAUGUGGGAUAGAUGACCUUAAUUGUGUUGCCUUAGUUGCUAAGGCAAACCAAAACAGAAUAACAUCAUACCAGAUACAAAUGCUAGAAGACUUUACUUCAGUGCUGGGAAGUAAUAUUGGUGAUAUAACGCAGCUUCUGGCAACAUUUGCAACUGAUGACACUUCGGCAGUUGUUGAUGUGGUGAAACAUGCUGGAGUCCAGUUUGUCAACUUGUACCAAUUUGACAACGGGCUUCUAUAUGAUCCACUCUGUGAUGGUCUUCUCCAGAAUCACAAACAUGCAUACCUUACAUAUAGAUGGAACAGGAUGCAAGCAGAGUAUAAAAGAUUUUUUGAAGAUUUACAAAUUUCUGCUCCAGUAAACCUUAAAAGAACUGGGGACCUUUUGCUGGAGGAAAAAUUACUCGAAGAAACAAAAACUGAAUUGAUAAAAACGGUAGCAAGUAUGGUCCAUAUAACCAACACAAAUAAUAAUAAGCAUAGGGAAAUAGAGAAAAUUAAAGCGCAGGCUGAUAGAAUCAACGUAACUAAAAAGAUAAUGGUAAAAUUUAAAUCUUCAGUAACCAUUGGAUAUCACUUCCUCAACUGUGACAUUUGCAGACAAACUUGUAUGGAGUGUGAAGACCCAAAAAAUUUUCUUGCUGGAUUUGCAGGAACUGGUACUGGGGUUGGCACGGCAGUUUUUACGGGAAUUGGUACUUCAGUAACUUCUGGAGCAGUGAUGGGGGCAGAAGUGGGUAUCUUUGGUGGUCCAGUAGGAGUUGCAAUUGGUGCAAGCAUUGGAACUGUCCUUGGUUUAACUGCUGGUCUCACUACAGGACUUUUAAUGAGAAAAACAAAGGCAGAUUGUCUCAAUAAUAUAAAUGGACCAUGCAGCAGUCGUGAAUGCUCUCAUGAUAUGAUGGACCAUAAAACUGAGACACAAAACUAUGUCACGGAAGAAAGAGAAAUAAUUGAUGAUAUUGAGAAAGCCAAGUAUGAUGCAUUUAUGAACACCAUAACGCAGUUAAAGACAAAGGUUAGAGACAAUAAUAUUGCAAUGGAUGAUCUACGUAAAGAUAUGCAAGAUAUUGCUAAAGCUUUGUUGCAACACACUAAUAAAAUAGUUGAACUGAGCCUGGGACAUAAAAGCUUAAAUACAAACUCUGUAAUAGAUGAAAUAAUCUUGAAUGAAAGAGAGAACUGGCAACACGUUGAACUCUUACAGGAGUUCAGGAGGACAGUAAUGCUAAUACAAGCUCAAGAGCUCAGUGAUGCAGGGGUUGAUGUCAAUAUUAUUGGACAAGACGUUCAUAGUGAUAGCUCUGUCCCUUGGUAUUGAUGCUAUUGAUAUAUAAAAUACAGUCUCAGUUAUUUCUCUUUCAUGGAUAGGGGGAAGGAGGGGAGGGAGGUGUAAGCUUUUCAACACUGCUUCUAGAGGUGUCAGUUUGUUUCAAGAAUUACCACAUUUUGUUUUUUACAUUAUUGAGUAAGUAAUAUUUUUAUUAUAUUGUUCAGGAAAACUGUUCUUUACUGCUAAUAUUUUGAAUGAAUGCUAUUUCAUAUCAUAAUUUUUUUCGUGACGAAUUGGAGAAUAUGAUCAAAUAUAAUCCAGAAAGCGUGUAGCACAAUCCAUACAGUCCAUCCACAAUAGUUAACACCCAACACAUAAUUAAUGAAAGCCCAGUUCCCUUGAGUCGUGGAUUAUGAUUGACUCUUCAAACAGAUUGUUGUUUGAAGAUCAAACAGCAAUUAUGUUUAUGUCGUUAUUAUACUGUUCUAAUAAUAUCAUGUCUGGCCCUGGUAGCCGUGGAGUGAGGACGUCUUGCCGACCCUCCCUGGUUGUUGGGGUUGUUUGCCAUUUUGGUCGCCAGGUGGUGUGGACGUCUCUGCCCUCCCAGUUUUGUUGCUGCCUGGCUACGUGUUGAUGUGGCAGUUCUGACAUGGGAGGCCAUCUUCCCCCUGUUGUGCAUGUGAACUCUGUGGGCCUGGAGUUCACUUGUAAGGCUGGAUAUACGAACAUCGAGAUGGUUAUGUGUGACAUGCUUCAUAUCCCAGUGGAGGCUAUCUACGGUGUUGAGCUUGUUACAGCCUACCGGGUUGUUCUCAAGUUUGUGAGGGAGGAGGAGUACCAGGACUUCCUUCGUCGGUAUGAGGGGCGUACGUUGCCGUUGCCGGGUGAUGCUGGCUCUUUAGCGAUUUCGUAUCGUAGUGGUGCCCUGACUUAUGUCAGUGUCCAUGGGGCGCCCCUGGAGUUCCCUGAAGACCUCCUUCGGCGUUACUUCGGGAGGUAUGAUGCUAUUGUCAGCAUGCGGGUGAACAUACUCUCCUCAGGGGAGGUAUGCUGGAAGGCGGACAAACAUUCGUACCUUGGGAAUGCGCCUGCGGUCGGAUAUACCGUCUUCUGUCCGGCUGAUGGGUUACUAUGUCUGGGUGUAUUAUGCACGGCAGCCCCGUACCUGUUUUCGGUGUGGCGUGUUGGAGCAUCAGGCUGCCGGGUGCUCUGAGGCCCCAGCUGCUCCUGUCAACUUGUUCUGGGAAGAGGAUUUCUCGCCGCUCCCUCUGGGCGAGGAUUCCGGGGAUGCGGAGGUGCGCGUCCUGUUAGCUGCUGAGGCCCCCC
Messenger RNA from Procambarus clarkii (red swamp crayfish), 3192 nucleotides. The record is from RefSeq and is a predicted model, not a curated record. NCBI's taxonomy places the organism in Eukaryota, Metazoa, Arthropoda, Malacostraca, Decapoda, Cambaridae.